GCGGGCAAGACGCGUCGUAAAAAGUCGCGGUGGAAUUUUCCUACGGUCUUCAGUUCCUGUGCUUUACGGUGCUAGUUGCUUCCGAGCUGGGAGAUGUCGGCGGCGGGCCGGGCGGAGAUGUUGGGUCCUCCCAGCAACUUUGCGAAGCGGCUACUGGUGACCGGGGGUGCUGGUUUCAUUGCAUCACAUGUGAUUGUCUCUUUAGUAGAAGAUUAUCCAAACUAUAUGAUCAUAAAUCUAGACAAGCUGGACUAUUGUGCAAGUUUGAAGAAUCUUGAAACCAUUUCUACCAAACAAAAUUACAAAUUUAUACAGGGUGACAUAUGUGAUUCUCACUUUGUGAAAUUGCUUUUUGAAACACAGAAAAUAGAUAUAGUACUACAUUUUGCUGCGCAAACACACGUAGAUCUUUCAUUUGUACGUGCCUUUGAGUUUACAUAUGUUAAUGUUUAUGGCACUCAUGUUUUGGUAAGUGCUGCUUAUGAAGCCAGAGUGGAGAAAUUCAUUUAUGUCAGCACAGAUGAAGUGUAUGGAGGCAGUCUUGAUAAGGAAUUUGAUGAAUCUUCACCCAAACAACCUACAAAUCCUUAUGCAUCCUCUAAAGCAGCCGCUGAGUGUUUUGUACAGUCUUACUGGGAACGAUAUAAGUUUCCAGUUGUCAUCACAAGAAGCAGCAAUGUUUAUGGACCACAUCAAUAUCCAGAAAAGGUUAUUCCAAAAUUUAUAUCUUUACUGCAGCACAACAGGAAAUGCUGUAUUCAUGGAUCAGGACUUCAAACAAGAAAUUUCCUUUAUGCUACUGAUGUAGUAGAAGCAUUUCUCACUGUCCUCAAAAAGGGGAAGCCAGGUGAAAUUUAUAACAUUGGAACCAACUUUGAAAUGUCAGUUUUACAGCUUGCCAAAGAACUAAUACAACUGAUCAAAGAAACCAAUUCAGAGUCUGAAAUGGAAAACUGGGUUGAUUAUGUUAAUGAUAGACCUACAAAUGACAUGAGAUACCCAAUGAAGUCAGAAAAAAUACAUGGCUUAGGAUGGAGACCUAAAGUGCCUUGGAAAGAAGGAAUAAAGAAAACAAUUGACUGGUACAGAGAGAAUUUUCACAACUGGAAGAAUGCGGAAAAGGCACUAGAACCAUUCCCAGUACAGUCAACAUGUGUAUAGUCAGGACAGUAUUUGGAAAAAGAAUAAAAUUAUGCUACCUCAACAAGUG
Orycteropus afer afer is the source of this 1210-nucleotide messenger RNA. RefSeq names its product TDP-glucose 4,6-dehydratase (gene TGDS). The record is from RefSeq and is a predicted model, not a curated record. Gene Ontology annotation, biological process: nucleotide-sugar metabolic process. Lineage: Eukaryota; Metazoa; Chordata; Mammalia; Tubulidentata; Orycteropodidae. Gene Ontology annotation, molecular function: dTDP-glucose 4,6-dehydratase activity.